UUCGCCUCGCCGCUUAAACCCUAAACCCAGGCCCAAACCCCUCUUCCUCUUGCUGCCGCUCCUCCCAGUCCCCGCGCGCCACCAUGUCGAUGGCGGUGGCCUCGCUCCGCUUCCUCGCGCGCCGCCGGCACCAGCUCCGGCUCGCCGUCCCGGGCACGCGGGCCGCAUUCCUCUCCGACACGGCGGAGGAGGCCCCGCAGGCGGCGCCGCCGCCGCCGGGGCGGAAGGUGCUGGAGAGCUUCCGCGAGGAGUUCGAGAUCGGGGGUCGCCUCAUCGCCUUCGAGACCGGGAAGAUGGCGCGCUUCGCCAACGGCUCCGUGGUCAUCUCCAUGGAGGAGACCAACGUCCUGUCCACAGUCGCCGCCGCCAAGUCCUCCGACCCCGUCCGGGACUUCCUCCCUCUAACCGUUGAUUAUCAAGAGAAGCAAUAUGCUCAAGGUGUUAUUCCCACAACAUAUAUGCGCAGGGAAGGUGCCCCUAAGGAAAGAGAACUUCUGUGCGGGCGCAUAAUCGAUCGACCAAUACGGCCAUUGUUUCCUCAUGGCUUUUACCAUGAAGUCCAGAUCACGGUAAAUGUACUUUCCUCAGAUGGAAAGCAGGACCCGGAUGUUAUGGCUGCUAAUGCAUCUUCAGCUGCUCUCAUGCUUUCUGAUGUACCUUGGAAUGGGCCAAUUGGAGUAAUACGUGUUGGAAGGAUUGAUGGGAAUUUCGUGUUGAACCCAACAGUGGAUGAGUUAGGUUUGAGUGAUCUCAACCUAGUUUAUGCAUGCUCACGGGAUAAAACACUAAUGAUAGAUGUACAAGCUCGUGAGAUAACUGAAAGGGAUCUUCAAGCAGGAAUGAAGCUUGCGCACUCUGAGGCAGUCAAGUAUAUCGACCCUCAAAUUAGAUUGGCCAAGCGAGCUGGCAAAGAGAAAAGAGAGUACAAGCUGUCAAUGAUUUCAGAUGAAAACUACGAGAAAAUCAGAACAUUAUCAGAAGCACCAAUUGAGGAAGUCUUCACAGAUAAAUCAUACGGCAAGUUUGAGCGUGGAGAAGCCCUGCAAAAGAUCACAGAAUCUGUAAAAGAGAAGCUUGAAGAAGAAUGUGACGAGGAAAGCUUGAAGUUUCUUCCUAAAGCAGUUGAUACUGUGAGAAAGCAGGUCAUACGCAAGAGAAUAAUUAAAGAAGGCCUUAGAGUCGAUGGUAGACGACUUGAUGAGGUGCGGCCGUUGUACUGCGAAUCAAGCACAUACCCGAUAUUGCAUGGUUCUGCACUGUUUUCACGUGGAGAUACUCAGGUUUUAUGUACAGUUACCCUUGGUGCUCCUGGUGAUGCCCAGCGAUUGGAUUCAAUUGUUGGCCCACCAACAAAGCGUUUCAUGCUUCAUUAUAGUUUUCCACCAUUUUCAAUAAACGAAGUUGCCAAACGUGGGGGUUUGAAUAGACGUGAAGUUGGACAUGGCACUCUUGCCGAGAAAGCACUACUUGCUGUGCUUCCUCCAGAAGGUGACUUUCCAUAUACUGUUCGGGUAAAUUCAGAAGUCAUGGCCUCUGAUGGUUCAACAUCAAUGGCAUCAGUAUGUGGAGGAAGCAUGGCUUUAAUGGAUGCUGGGAUACCUGUAAGGGAGCAUGUUGCUGGUGUUUCAGUGGGUCUUGUCAGUGAAACAGACCCAACUACUGGAGAUAUUUCUAGUUACCGUAUAUUAACGGAUAUUUUAGGUCUUGAGGAUCACCUGGGUGACAUGGACUUCAAAAUUGCAGGAACAAGGAGAGGUAUUACUGCUAUUCAGCUGGAUAUAAAACCUGCUGGAAUACCAUUGGACAUAGUAUGUGAAAGUUUGGAGCCUGCACGAAAGGCUCGUAAUCAAAUCCUUGAUCGCAUGGAUCAGGAAAUAAGUUCUGCUCGUGCUAUCAAUGAUGGAAGUUCUCCUCGAUUAGCCACACUGAGCUUCAGCAGUGAUUCUCUUAGGAAAUUGCUUUUCCACAGGAAAAAAAUUGAGCAAGAUACAGGUGCACGGGUAUCUGUUAGUGAUGGUACAGUCACUAUUGUUGCUAAAACUCAGCCAAUUAUGGAUAAGGCUAUUGAGAAGGUUGAAUUUCUUGUGGGUCGUGAAAUUGAAGUUGGCAAGACAUACAAAGGAAUUGUUUCCUCAAUAAAGGAGUAUGGCGCUUUUGUGGAUUUCAAUGGCGGACAGCAAGGUCUUCUUCACAUUUCUGAGCUAUCACAUGAACCGGUUUCAAAAGUCACGGAUAUUAUAUCUGUUGGUCAAGCGCUCUCAUUGACAUGCAUUGGACAGGACGUGAGGGGUAAUAUUAAACUUUCACUCAAAGCAAACCUACCCCAUUCCCAUCGGCCUGAAAAGGAGUUAGCAAGUGAGGAUGCUACUCUUUUGCCAAAUCAAGACCUUGUUGGUUGGGCCGCCGUGGAGAACAUGCCCAGCAAGGAUGCUGAUGUCAAUUCAUCCAAUAGCAAAGAUGAAGAUGACACAACUGAGGAAACGCCUGCAUUUUCUACUCCUACAGUUAUAAUUCGCAGUGCUGCUGACUGUGAUGCUCAAGAUGUUGCAAAUGGUCCUACUAAGAAACGUUCAAAGGCGGCAAGUUCUAAGGUUGCAAAGCCAUCCCCUAGAGCAUCUAAACCAACCAAAGAACAGCAGGAGGCUAGGAAAGCUACCCCUAAGAAAGCAUCGACUACGUCAACUGCCAAGAAAAGUAAGAAAGAAAAGGCUGAUGAUUCUGCAAGUAAUGGGCUCGAUAAAGGGAAGGCUGAUGAUUCUGCAAGUAAUGGGCUCAAUGCCAUUCCAGAACAGGAAAUAAGCAAUACCCUGAAGCAUUCGAGUCCCAAGAACUUCCGCUCAGGUUCUAUAAAGCUGGGCGAUGUAGUUACUGCAAAGGUCUACCAAAUACGGGCCUAUGGAUUAGUACUUGAGCUGAGUGAUGGAGUUCGUGGAAUGCACAAGUUUGUGGAAAAUAGCCAGAACAACUUUGAGGUUGGAGAGGAAGUGCUUGUGAAAUGCGACACUUUCAGUGCCAAGGGUGUCCCAGUCUUCUCAGUGCUUGAUUAGUAAAAUUUUGAUGGGGCUAAUUUGCUCUACUCUAGAGCUCUACAGAGAUACACUUGUAAAUGUGUACUCCCUCCGUUCCUAAAUACUUGUCUUUCUAGGCAUUUCAACAAGUGACUACAUACGGAGCAAAAUGAGUGAAUCUGCACUCUAAAAUAUGUCUACAUACAUCUGUAUGUAGUAGUCAUUUGAAAUGUCUAGAAAGCAAAUAUUUAGGAACGGAGGGAGUAGUAGUUAAUCCACUGACUUAAUAAACAUGGGAAGCAGCGAAGUAGCCUCAAAUUUCGUCGGAAUGCUGCACGAGUUUGUGCUUUUGCAGCCGUCGUGAGCAUUUUGCUCCUGCAUUUUUACUCUUCUAGCAUGCAACCAUGCAUAGGAGGAUGGGAAAAUUGAUCAUGUGACUCAGCUGAAACAUCGGACAAUAUGCAGCUUGUCCCAACUUUUGUAUAUUGUUAAUUUUGAUGGCCACAAUGUUGCUCAUUUAUUGUAUUAAACAAUUGUUAAAGUCAAAUUUCAUUUAUA
This is a messenger RNA of Triticum urartu, 3566 nucleotides long. RefSeq names its product polyribonucleotide nucleotidyltransferase. NCBI's taxonomy places the organism in Eukaryota, Viridiplantae, Streptophyta, Magnoliopsida, Poales, Poaceae. Gene Ontology annotation, molecular function: 3'-5'-RNA exonuclease activity; RNA binding; polyribonucleotide nucleotidyltransferase activity. Gene Ontology annotation, biological process: mitochondrial mRNA catabolic process; mitochondrial RNA 3'-end processing. Gene Ontology annotation, cellular component: chloroplast stroma; cytosol; mitochondrion. The record is from RefSeq and is a predicted model, not a curated record.